UCAUGAACGCAAGUGAAAUAUAAAAACGAUUCCGUUCAGCGGAUCUUGAGCCAUUAUCAGAGUGAAACUCGUUCGGUUGUGCAGUGUCGCUAAUCGUUAAUUUCAAGCGCUUUAGUAUUAUCGGCUCAGUUGAAAGUGGAUCACGUUAGGGAGCAGAUUUCAGUAAGCAAUCCAGAAUGAAGGCUAUAGUGGUUUUUGCAGUGUUGGCUUUCCUAGCUAUCUCGGUCCAGGCGAAAAAUGAAGCGGUCUGCUCGCAGCCCAAGGAAGUAGGACCAUGUCGGGCCCAGCAACCAUACUUCUUCUUCAACAGCGCAACCAAUCAAUGUGAACACUUCUUCUAUGGUGGAUGUCGCGGAAACGAUAAUCGGUUCGAGAACAAGGAAUUGUGUGAAAGUACCUGUUUGUGAAUCCUUUGAAUUGUACUCAUAAAUAAAGCCUAGUUUUAAGUUGAAAA
Hermetia illucens (black soldier fly) is the source of this 454-nucleotide messenger RNA. RefSeq names its product protease inhibitor-like. NCBI's taxonomy places the organism in Eukaryota, Metazoa, Arthropoda, Insecta, Diptera, Stratiomyidae. Bases 177 to 407 code for a protein of 76 amino acids. The transcript has 2 exons. Gene Ontology annotation, molecular function: serine-type endopeptidase inhibitor activity. The record is from RefSeq and is a predicted model, not a curated record.